Plectropomus leopardus (leopard coralgrouper) is the source of this 2003-nucleotide messenger RNA. It is a transcript of the gene asnsd1, whose product is annotated as asparagine synthetase domain containing 1. Gene Ontology annotation, molecular function: asparagine synthase (glutamine-hydrolyzing) activity. NCBI's taxonomy places the organism in Eukaryota, Metazoa, Chordata, Actinopteri, Perciformes, Serranidae. The record is from RefSeq and is a predicted model, not a curated record.
AAAGUCUACGUCCAGCAGAGGAACAGUAACAUUUUCUUCUUGGCAGACAGAAGUCAGACACUGAGCUCAUGCAGAAAGGAACUGGAUAACAUGAAAAAGGAUCUGCAGGAUCUGUAAGACUGACCUUCAACCACAACAAUGUGCGGAAUCUUCUGUCUGCUGAGUCUGUUGCCCGCUCAGUUUGAGUGGGACAAAACAGUUCAUGAACAUUUAAGGAGAAGAGGGCCCAACUGGAGCCAGGAUCUAACAGUCAGAGGCACAAAUCCCUGCUAUCAGUGUGUAUUCUCUGCUCACGUUCUUCACAUGAGAGGUCUCCUCACUCCUCAGCCAGUUCAGGACAAUGCUGGGAAUGUCCUGGUGUGGAACGGGGAGAUUUUUGGAGGCCUCCCUGUGAUGCCAGAGGAAAAUGACACUGCUGUUGUCUCUCAGAGGCUUUCAUCCUGCAACAGCCCAUCAGAGAUUUUGUCAGUCCUCUCCACUAUACGGGGCCCGUGGGGGUUUGUUUACUACCAAAAGGCUGGAGACUAUCUCUGGUUUGGCAGAGACUUCCUUGGCAGGCGGAGUUUGCUGUGGAAAUUUGAUGCGGAUGAAAACCGCAUGACUCUGACCUCUGUGGCAGCUCAGAGUUCUGGACCUGUUCAGGCUGCUUGGCAAGAAGUCCCAGCAGUUGGUGUGUAUCGUAUUGACCUGAAGGCAGUUACAGAAGCUGGCUCUGUGGCGUUUGAGGUGUAUCCUUGGGCUCAUGGAGGAAUUGAUCUUGUCUCAAGCUGCAGUCGGGAGUCUGUCCCCAGCGGCUGCACUGCUGUGAUGAACCAGCCAGGACUUGUACUCACCUCGCCCGUGUGCCCCCUUAACACAUCCAUCCCAAAGUCACUAAAUGAGACAGAAACUGAUCCAAACUCACAUUCAUGUUUUAAGGAUCUGGAGCAGCUGCUUGCGAGCAAAGAGCAAAAUGACGAGGUGAAUCGUCUUAUUCAUGUUCUCAGUGAGGCAGUAAGGCGACGUGUUCAGUCUUUGCCGUUCAGGGUACAAGAGGACUCCUCUUUUUCUAACAACAGUGCUAGUAUUGCCAUACUUUUUUCAGGAGGUAUCGAUUCAAUGAUCCUGGCCACCUUAGCGGACCGUCACAUACCUGCUCAUCAACCAAUAGACCUUUUCAAUGUUGCAUUCAAGCAACAGUUGCCAAAGUCUCAAAAAGAGUCUGCAAAGAAACCCAAAAAGCACAAAAAUAAGCCCACAGAAUCCAAGAAUGAUGGAUCUGAUUCCCAAACAUCCGGCCCCUUCGAUGUUCCAGACAGAAUCACUGGACGAGCCGGCCUCGAGGAAUUAAGACACCUGAAUCCUGAAAGAAGGUGGAAUUUUGUUGAAAUCAACAUAACGAAGGAGGAGCUGCAGAAAAUCCGCCAGGAGCGCAUUUGUCAUUUGGUCCACCCGCUGGAUACGGUGCUCGAUGACAGCAUCGGAUGUGCUGUGUGGUUCGCAGCAAGAGGGACGGGGUUCAUCACUGAGGACGGUGAGCAGAGGCCCUUCACAUCGACUGCAAAGGUGAUUCUGACGGGAAUCGGAGCAGAUGAACAGCUCGCAGGUUACUCCAGACACAGAGUCCGAUUCAAGAUGUCUGGACACGAGGGACUGAUCCAGGAACUGGCCAUGGAGCUGAGCAGGAUCCCUUCCAGGAAUUUGGGCAGAGAUGACCGAGUGAUAGGUGACCAUGGGAAAGAGGCUAGAUUUCCCUACUUGGACGAGGACGUGGUGAGCUACUUGAAUUCUCUGCCCGUGUGGGAGAAGGCAGACCUGACGCUUCCUCGAGGUGUCGGGGAGAAACUCCUCCUGAGGCUGACGGCGAAGCAGCUGGGCCUCGGCCUAUCAGCAGUCCUGCCCAAGAGAGCCAUGCAGUUUGGCUCCCGCAUCGCAAAGAUGGAGGACAACCACGAAAAAGCCUCUGACAAAUGCACAAGACUCCUCACCGAGUAGACACACACUGAAUGAAUAUAAAAAAAAUU